CGUUGUGGGACUCACUCGUGACCAACUUCACUCUCAAUUCCAGGAAAACAUUGCUCACUCGCGCAGUUGCUCGCAGUUCUCGCAGUGGAAGGGAGAGGAAGGCCAAGAUGUCGCUACAUUGGAGCCGGUGUUCGUGUUGUUUGAAUAGUGAAGCAGUGAAGGUGGAAUCUUGGACGUGCGAUGGGGGGUGGAGAUAUUUUUUGACACCUUCGGGAGCACACAGACUGUGAUUUUGUUGUUCCAAGCAACGAAUCAGCUGAUUCGUCGCGACCUUCAGAUGCCAGACACCAUAUAAACUCCAUGUGUUUGUGUGUAUACACACGAUCGAACAUUGCGAUAAGUGUUUUCGGGUGUUUAUUGUCACCGCGCAUGUUCCGUUCUUCUUAUUUUGUUGUCGUCUCCUUGUGUUGCGUUGGCGCCUAAAUUGAGACGAGACGGGAGUGUGUGGUGUGAGUGUUGGACAGUAUUAGACCGGUAGGACCGUUGCGGAAGAUUAUUUUCAGCCAGAGUGCCAGAGGCUUGAAGCGCUGAAUAAUUCAAAAACACUAUAAGCCAUGAGUGAACUCAAAGUAGAAAAUGAGGUCCCAAAAAUGGACGAGGAGGAGCAAAAAUCAAAAACAACUUCGCCUUAUAUGACAAUAGGAUCAUUCAGCAUGUCAUUAUUGAUGAAAAUAGCAGCUGUUGGAGUUAUUUGGGGAUUUGGAUACAUGCGUUGGAGUGUUGCUUGGUUACUACCUCCAGUGUUCCUCUCUGUAUGGAAAUACGAGACUAAUAAAAAUGAUGAGCUGAAAAGACUGACUGCCCAGGCGACAGUUCUAGCUAACGAGAAGGAUGUCAUAACGAAUAGAAUGAAUGAUUUACCAUCCUGGGUCUAUUUCCCUGAUUUUGAUAGAGCUGAGUGGUUGAAUAAAGUACUCUACAAAAUUUGGCCGGGCAUGAAUCACUUUGUGCGUAACCUCGUCAGGGAAUCGAUAAAGCCAGCAAUUGCAACAGCACUGUCGGAGUACAAAAUGCCUGGGUUCCAAUUUGAAAGAUUGGUAUUGGGUCGCAUUCCUCCAAAAAUCUAUGGAAUAAAAACAUACGAGAAAGAUACAUUUAGGAACGAAAUUAUAUUAGAUUGUGAAGUACUAUACGCUGGAGAUUGCGACAUUUCUUUCACCGUUGGCAACAUCAAGGGUGGCAUACGAGAUUUCCAGCUUCGCGGUAUGCUCCGAAUAGUCCUGAAGCCCAUGUUAACUGUAAUGCCACUCGUUGGAGGGGUUCAGAUAUUCUUUUUGAAUAAUCCAGAGAUUGAUUUCAAUCUCGUUGGUGCUGCUGACAUCCUCGACUUUCCUGGUCUAAAACAGAUACUUAGAAAAGUCAUCAAAGAACAAUUUGCACGUUUCCUAGUCCUCCCAAAUAAAUUGAUUAUUCCUCUGAGUCACGACAUUCCCGCUGAGAUUUUAAAAAUGCCAGAACCCGAGGGAAUCUUGAGGAUUCACGUGGUGCAAGCAAAACAUUUGAUGAAAAAAGAUAUUAGUGUUCUAGGCAAAGGAAAGUCUGAUCCUUACGCUAUUAUCAGUGUUGGAUCACAGGAAUUUAGAACAAAAACCAUUGACAAUACGGUCGAUCCCAAGUGGGAUUUUUGGUGCGAGACUGUGAUCGAUACAUGGAGUUUGGGACUAGAAGCUGCGAUAUCUGUUUGGGAUUGGGAUCCCAAUAUUCCUGGGGUUGAGACCGAUGAUUUACUCGGAAGAGCCACGACUGAAGUGAGCCGUGUCAAGGAGAAAGGAAUCAUAGACACAUGGUUCACUCUUGAAUUCGCCAAACAUGGGAUGGUUCAUCUCCGAUUGACAUGGCUAACACUCUCUAAAAAUCCUGGGGAUCUCCAGGCUGCUCUGAUGGAAACUCAACAGCUGCGAGUCACCUCCAUGGGCACUGCUCUACUGAGCGUCUUCAUUGACUCGGCGAAGAAUCUGCCCUGUCUCCGUGGCAGCAAGCAACCGGAUGUAUACCUCGAGGCAACUGUCGGCAGCAAAACCGAACGAACGUCCACGAUGCUUCGCUCCUGUGAUCCAAUCUGGGAGCAGGGCUUCUCCUUCUUGGUAGCUAAUCCAGAAACAAACAACCUGAACAUCCGAAUCGUCGACGAGAAAACGACAAGUGUCGUGGGGGUACUUGUCUACAACAUUGCGAAUCUCAUGACCAAAGUCAACAUGGAGGACAUGCAGCAGCCUUACGACCUCGUCAACGCCUCACCAGAUAGCAAAUUAAUCAUGUCCACGACGUUGAGAAUCCUGAAGUACGAAGGGCCUAAAAACGUCCCGGAGGACGAGGAGGACGAGGACAUUAAUUCGUUAAAGAAGAGGAUUGACAGACAGGAGUCUAAUAUCAGCGGUUCUCAGAGCAGCAGUGUGCCAUCAACUCCACUGAAGAAACAAAUGUCCAAGGAGUCGUUGCAGAGUUCGACGAAUAACACUGGGUCUGAUCAGGGAGGCAAUUAUCCCGGGACUGUUGAUGAGAGGAAUUACGAGGAGGAGACCAUCACACCGACGUAUGCGUCAGAGAGUAAUCUUCCGCCAGGGCUUCUUCAUCGAAACCCCAGUGUGAUGUCCUCGGCAGGCGAGUUUAAACUCGGAAGGAUCCAGCUGACUCUGCGGUACAGUGUUCCGAGACAAAAGUUGAUGGUUGUAGUGCAUAAAAUCUCAAAUCUGCCACUACCUCACAACGACCCCAACAACAUCCCAGAUCCUUAUGUGAAGCUGUAUCUCCUCCCAGAUAAGCACAAAGAAACAAAACGAAAAACAGCUGUAAUGAAGGACAAUUGUAAUCCCAUUUACGACGAACAAUUCGAGUACAUCGUAUCUCAGGGAGAUUUAAACUCUCGAACAUUGGAGAUAUCCGUGUGCACGCAGAAGGCCUGGCUGUCAGCAGGGACCAAAGUCAUGGGGCAGGUUCACCUGAAUCUCUCGGAGAUGGACCUCUCCAAGGCUACAUCUGCGUGGUACGAUCUCGUGCCAGAGGUCAAGGAUUAAAUUUCAGGAUGAUCGAGCUUUUUUCAAUUUUUAUAUGUGAAUCAAUAGUGCUAAACCAACUCUUUAUUUAUGCUGAUGUUCAUCACGACUUUUUCAAUCAUUUGGUCCAUCUAUCUAUUAUGUUGUUACAUGGCACUUUCUUAUCGUCACGGGUGUAGUAGUGAAUUGAUGAAAACAGAUGAGUUGGUUUACCCUCACAGCAAAAAUUCAUCCAAUUCUAUCUGUUCACUACUAAAACUGACCUUUUUACACUGUGCUAUAUAAAUUAUACCUACAGUGAUAAGAAUUGUUGAGAAACUUCAAAUAUUUAUGAGUAUUUUUUUGCUAUACACUUUCGUUAUUGAUGCAUUUUAUAAAUUGCCCUUCAAUGUGCUGAAAUAAAGAUUUAAUUAUCUUGA
Diachasma alloeum is the source of this 3412-nucleotide messenger RNA. RefSeq names its product extended synaptotagmin-1 (gene Esyt2). The transcript is spliced from 11 exons. NCBI's taxonomy places the organism in Eukaryota, Metazoa, Arthropoda, Insecta, Hymenoptera, Braconidae. Gene Ontology annotation, biological process: lipid transport. Bases 555 to 3014 code for a protein of 819 amino acids. The record is from RefSeq and is a predicted model, not a curated record. Gene Ontology annotation, molecular function: lipid binding.